Megalopta genalis is the source of this 492-nucleotide messenger RNA. The record is from RefSeq and is a predicted model, not a curated record. Lineage: Eukaryota; Metazoa; Arthropoda; Insecta; Hymenoptera; Halictidae.
AUGGCGGACGCGCUCGCGGGAACCGGCGUGAAGGUCGCGCACCCAAUAAAGAAUGCCGACCUUAGGGUUCGCGGCCUGGUCGACUCGACCACGCCGGCGGAGGUUGCCACAGCUGUCGCCCGUGUGGGAGGGUGCGACCAGGGGGAUGUGAGGACCAGCGAAAUCCGGUCUCCCCCCUCUGGUUUGGGCACCCUGUGGGUCCAGUGCCCUGCUGCGGCCGCACGCAAAGUUGCGGUCGCGGGCAAAAUCACGGUGGGCUGGACUCUGGCGACGGUGGAGGCCCUCAGCGCCCGGCCCUUGCAGUGCUAUCGCUGCCUUGGCCUGGGCCACACUAGGCAGCGGUGCACUGCGGCCGAGGAUCGUUCCGACUGCUGCUUUGGGAGGUACUUGGAACAAGAAUACAACAACCGUCGAGCGUUCGAGUGCUUGAACCGGAACAACAAUCUAACAACAUUGGACUACACGUGGUCCUCCCUGGUGCAACCUCACUGA